AUGCUCGCCCGUCCUAUCCCCAAGGCCAGCAGCCUCAGCGUCGCGACCACAAUGUCCAGGUCGCCCACGCCCAGAUUGCCUGGUUCAUGGCCUGAUCAUUCACAGAUAUCCUUCGCGGAUCCAACUACCGUGAUGUCUUCGGCUGACAUCGCAGAGCUUACCAGCUUCACCGCUGUAACGUACUUGGAUAGAGAGGUAUCCAUAUCCAAAAGGUCCUCCAACGAGCACGUCAUUAACGGACGUACCGCGACCGAAAUAUCUCGCAUCGGCAACGAUCCGACGUCCCCGACCAGCGUUUCUUCUGGCCUGAGCUCGUCUGCAACGAAUGUGAUAUCCGGGCGAGAUGGUUUGAGUCCCAUUUCAACAUCUUCCGGUUUCGCAGAUGUUUCUUCAAACGCAUCUGGAGAUGCGGCAUCACCUUUGACUCUCUCGGACGUGGGCGAUGCCACAUUGCAUGAGAGUAUGACCACAUUUGUGGGACCUUCCGCAGAGAACGUGCAUACAGACAACGACAAGAAACACUUCCCUCUCAAAGGAGAUUCUCCGCACCGAUCUAGUCAACUUAAUAUCUUGCUGCCUUUUCCUUCAUCAACGUCCUCGAGCGCGUCUACCCCAUCCCUCGGCUUCCGCUCCCCUAGACCCAUCCCGGAGCUUCCGUCGCUCACCAACUCCUUAUCUACUGCUGAUACCAGCACGGCAUACCUCUCUCACGCCGAUUCCGCUCUUUUCUCCCCUCUCUCAGCGCCUCUCAGUACAAUAUUACCUUCUCUGCCAUCCGACCUGGACGUAAAUGAUCCAAUUAUCCUGCCUGCGUUACCGCCUUCUAUGCUUGAUCAGACUGAGCGAGUUACUGCUGUCGGCACUUCUGCCACUGGAUCACCCGUAAUUAUUCUCGAUUUUGGAGAACCGCACUCGCCGGAUUCCGCCCAUUUUUCGCCCCCUCGCGACCCCAUCUCUUUCGCCUCCCCAAGUCCGUCCGAAUUCAAUGUCUCGUUGUCACGGAACCAUCUCCAUCAAGAUCACGUAGGCACUACGCCCAGUGUAGAUAGUGCGGUGACGUUCUUGCCAUUGCCUAGCCACUCUGCAUCUCGCGAAACGGGGGUCGGAUCCACAACUCUUGAUCCAGCGGAGAAUUGCCAUUCCCGUGCGCCCGGGGCUGGGAGGACUACUUGGGGGAAUGACGUCGCAUCGAAAGGAGAUCCUAAGGCCGCCACGCUCAAGCGUGGGUUGUUGAAGCGAGUGAAGACAUUUGGAGGGCGGAUCAAAACCUUGUUCAAAAGCGGCAAACCAACCUCACGACAUAGAGAAAGCGUCACACCUACGCUCAUCAGCCCAAACACUCCCUCUCACCCUGUCAGCGUUGCUCUCCCGUCACUGCUUCCCAGCAGUCCGGGGAGUCAGAUCACUCGUACGUCGUUGUCGCACGGUGAGGAUGAAGCAUUGGAGCCCCCUGCGAACGUACUACCAGACGUGUCGCAUAGAUCACGUCAAGCAACGCCAACGUUACCUGCUCGGGCCCCUAACAUGCGAACGAACCGCCGAUUUUCUCUUCCAUCUCUUUUUGUCGCCCGGCAAUCCGUUGCUGAUCCUUCUACGAUACCUCCGCUUCCGCCUCUGCCGGUCAUCGCUCCUACUCCUGAACGCACGCCUAUCGGCUCCCGUCGCGCGUCUUCUCUCGUUCCCCCGUCUACGCCUCUCACGCGUGUCUCAUCGGAACCGGGCUCACGCGGGAUUCCUGCAAUUCAGAAUCCUGCAAUUCGAUCAGAGUCGCAGCGCGCGGUUGACCGUAUGAUGGUCAAUUGGGCGGCGAGCGGGGAUAGCGGUAGUAGGGGUGACGCGGAGGAAGAGGUGAGGGGUCUAGGGAUUGAUCUGGCGAUGAGGAGUGCAAGGGCAGUGGGUCGCGAUGGUGCAAAUACUGUUUAG
Heterobasidion irregulare TC 32-1 is the source of this 1923-nucleotide messenger RNA. RefSeq lists its product as uncharacterized. The coding region runs from base 1 to 1923 and encodes 640 amino acids. The record is from RefSeq and is a predicted model, not a curated record. Lineage: Eukaryota; Fungi; Basidiomycota; Agaricomycetes; Russulales; Bondarzewiaceae. The transcript is spliced from 4 exons.